CGCGCGUGUCGUCUGUUGCUGGAAAGUACUACAAUUGGUGUUUUUGACAUAGUUAAUAUUAAAGUUAAUGUUGACUCGGUAUCGAUAUUGUGGUGUUUUAAGUUUGUGUCACUACAAGAUAAAGCGGAAUCAUGUGGAUACUGACACCGCUGCAGCCUGGAGGCGAAACCCACUAUAUUUUCUCUGACAAAGAAUACGUGGUGGGGAGGAAGAACUGUGACAUUCUAAUUUCCAAUGACCAGUCCAUAAGCAGGGCUCACGCUGUCCUUAUGGCAACUGACCAGACACUAACGUUAAAGGACACUUCCAAGUACGGUACAUUUGUCAACAACUGCCGUGUGACAGAGAACACACAGGUGGAUCUGAAUGCAGGGGACAGUGUGACCUUUGGGGCUUUCAAUAGCAAAUUCAGCGUUCAGCGUCAGAAACCAGUGGUGUGUUCAUCAUGUGUGGACAAUGAAGGCAAAGUGUCACUGUCUCAGGCCUUGGUGUCUCUGGGUGGCAGGCUGGUCAACAGCUGGACUGAGGACUGCACCCACCUAGUCAUACCUACUCUUAAAGUCACCAUCAAGACUAUUUCUGCUCUGCUAUGCUGCCGUCCCAUCGUGAAGCCAGUGUUCUUCUCAGAGCUCAGCAAAGCUGUUCAGCAGAAAUUACCACCCCCUAAAGCCGAGAGUUUCAUUCCUGAGAUUGAUGAGCCCAGCUUGAGUAAGGAACACAUUAAAAUUGGAGCAGUUCCAGGGCGCAAACAGCUUUUCAGUGGGAAAACCUUUGUGUUCCUCACUGCCAGACAGCUGAAGCGCCUGAGUGCAGCGGUGGCGUUUGGAGGUGGAAAGAGUAACCUGCUCGAAGAAGGGUCGCUACCUCAUGACCUGCUGGAGUCUCCGCAGAGCUGCGUGGUCGAUAUCACAACCGGCAGCUCCCAGGCUCUUCUUUCUUCCUCUGUCACAGAGUGGGCGAACUCUGUGAAGAGCAUUACUCAAAGAAAAGGUCUUCGAGUUAUCGCAGAGUCUGAAAUCGGAUUGGCUGCCAUCUACGCUUCCUGUGACAAGUACUGCAAUCCUUCCAGUCCAAUAACAGAAUCAGAAUCUGUACAAGAUGUGAAGCCCAAAAUUCUAAGUGCUUCACUGUCCCAGAAUGCAGCAGUGGAUGAGACAGUGUUACCUACAACAUCUCACAACAUCACAGCAUACGUGGUGAACACACAGCAAUCACAAAGGACUGAGGUGCACAAGGUGACAGAGGUGACAACUGUAGCAGAGACUCCGGAAAAGAGUAACAACCAGAACACUGAUCAGCUCAAUGAGUCCAGGCGUGCAACCCAGACGAUGACCACAUCGUGCAUUGUUGAAGAGACAGUGAAUUCAUCAGUUAACAUCAUGGAGAGGACAGACUCCCAGACGAAGAAACAUGAGUCCAAACUGUCAGGCCGGGGGAGUGAUGAUGCCAAGUCACGUGCCUCUCAUCUCACAACUAAUGGAGAUGUGAAAACAUUCACACACAGACAGGCUCCACAGGAACAAAAAAACUCUGCACAAGGCUCCCCACAGAAACAGUCAUGUCUUACAGCUUUCUUUCAGCCAGUCAGCAAGAAGAGGUCUUUGGAAGAUGAGCUUGCUGCUGUUACAUCAGAACCAAAACGAGGCCUGCUGGCAUCUUCGAUCGCCAAACAAUCAACAAAAUCUUCAGCCACCUUUGAUGAAGCACCAUCACAGCCAAGCACAGUCCCUGCAACCACAUCCCAGAAUCCACUGGGUUCAGGAGCUGAUCUCUUCAUGAGAAAAUCUGACAGUGUCUCCAAGGAAGAGUCAAGAGGGAAAAAAAGAAAACAGGUGGAAGCAGAGAUAACCAUGAAAGAACUGGAAUCCAUUAUGUCUGAGGAUAUGGACUGUUUUGAUGAGCAGAUGCCAGACAGUCAGCAUGUAAACACACCAGCACAUGGCUCAACUAAUCAGACACGCACCUUAAAUACUGAGGAUUCUACAUCUGUAUCAAAGAGGCAAAGAGUGUUCCUACAAGAAAAUGUCAAAACCAACCAAAAAUCCAGUGGGGACCUGGAAGAAAAUGCAAACUCGAGUACACACCACAGCCAUAAAUUUGAAGCGCGCCCAACAGAUCAGAAAGUACCUAAUCAUGAGUCUCGCAAAGCACUGGAUGAUGUGCCAGCUGCCAACACACAUCAGGAGAUGCAGAUUUGUAAAGAAGAUGAGGCGCCCUUCAUUAAGGAUUCUGAGCUGCUUGAAGCAGACAUUUGGCAGUCUAAAGAAGUGACUGAGACCACUGUGAAACCUGUUACAGGCAAACAGGAGACUACAGAAUGUUCGAUGGAAGGAGGCCUUCCUAAAAACGUGGUGUUGGUCGAGUUUAGAUCUCUUACUGUCACAGCGCCUUCCAAAGCCAGACCACAGCAGACGCAGAGCAGCGGCUUCUCAAAGAACUUCAAAUGCUUCCGCAAGAGCAGAGUACCGGGAUCAGAUGGCUCACCCCAAAUUAUUGGUGGCUCUGACCUCCUGGCACACAACAGGGGCAAAAACACAGAUCUGGAUGAAUGGCUAAAAGACGCAGCUGAGGAGGAGCAUCAAAGCAAACGGGAGGAGACUGAAGGAGAUUAUCUCUUCAGGUAUAAUCCCACUAAACUAAGCAAGAGAAGAUGAAACCUUGAAGCCCUGCAGAAGUAUGUCUAACUCCACUUUAUCUGUAUUCAUCUGAAAUGAUGAGAAAAUUUAACAUUUGCUAAUGUUUUAUUUUGCUGUUCCAGCAUGUGUCAUGUUCUUUUCUGUCUCUAAAAAAUUAUGCCUCUGACAGCAAGGAAUGUAAGCAAACACUCUCAUGUUCCAAGAAGUUUUUAUUUCUCAAUAAUAAUAAUAAAAUUACAGUAUAUAAAAUGUUUCCAACUGUAAUUGUACAAGUUUGUGGCAUUAAAAGGCUAUAAGUUCAAAGCAGCUGUUGUUUUGGUGAAAUUGUGACCAAAUGUGUUCCUACGGUUUAGGUUCACCAGAAAGUGGCCGACCCC
Molecule: messenger RNA, 3013 nt
Organism: Thalassophryne amazonica
Lineage: Eukaryota; Metazoa; Chordata; Actinopteri; Batrachoidiformes; Batrachoididae
Gene: nbn
Product: nibrin
Exons: 17
Coding region: 132-2654 (840 amino acids)
Biological process (GO): double-strand break repair via homologous recombination; mitotic G2 DNA damage checkpoint signaling; telomere maintenance
Cellular component (GO): nucleus; Mre11 complex
Molecular function (GO): protein binding; damaged DNA binding
Source: RefSeq, a predicted model, not a curated record